AUGAACACGGCUCCGCACCGACAAAGCACGCACCAAGGUCAAUGCCAGGAACACUCGAUGCAGCUAGACUCCGUCACCUAUGAUCCAGAUGAGGUUCUUUCACCAGGCACUCCUCAGAUGAAAGCAGUGCAUCCAAAGCUCGAACUCACCGAGAGCCCUCCCCCGGAAAUACCAAGCGCUCAAGUCAGUUUCAGCCCUCCUCCUCUCGACGGAUUUCCCAAGUCUAAUCGCCCAAAGAUCCGGCCCGUCUCUGGUGAUGCUGUCCUUGUCGCCUACCUCGGCGGCGGCAGUCACCCUGAGAUAGCCCAAGCUGCUAGCCACCAGGCAUUGCCUGGCGCAGACGAGGGCUCCUUUGAGUUCUCUGAUGGUGAAGAUGACGCCUCACAAAAGAGUCCAUCGCGAGACGCCAAACUUCCGGAAGCCGACAUUAUCCAGCGGCCGGAUGGCGCCGCUACGGCCCUGCGGGCCGUUGCCGCCGAUGCUUUAGCUGCGGGUGGCCACCUCUCCGGGGAAGAUAAGCCCAGUGUUGAUCUGUCAGCCUCUACUUACCAACUCUCAAUUCAUGACGAUGCCGUAUCCAGCCCCAAGCGCGAAGUCAAAAGCCCGCCGUUGGGCGGACAUCUCAGCAUGUUGUCGCCCUUGCCCCCUUUGCAAAUAGACUCGCCCAAAGACUUACCAGGACGUGUCCCACGCUUCUCGUCAAUGUCAACCGGCAGUCGUGCGUCGCAUCCAAUUUCUCCCAGCGAAUCGUAUCAACGCAGCUUCCCAUCUCCCAACUCCCUUCCCGCCUCCAGUCCUGACAACUUCGCGACCAAUGGAUCAAUGCAUCGCUCUCCCGCCGAGUACCCCAAUAAUAACGCCUCCAGCAAUGCCCACCAACCCGGCUACACCAUCACAUCGCCAGUCAACAUAGCCUCUGUAGCGGAUCGCAUGAGCAUCGACGGAAUCACUAACCCUCAAGUUGGAAGUUACAGCUGCACAUAUCCCGGGUGCACUGCCCCGCCGUUUCAAACCCAAUAUCUUCUCAAUUCUCACGCUAAUGUGCAUUCUUCAGUCCGUCCUCACUACUGCCCCGUGCAAGGUUGUCCUCGUGCUGAAGGGGGGAAAGGAUUCAAACGGAAGAAUGAGAUGAUUCGGCAUGGUCUGGUCCACGACUCUCCUGGAUACGUCUGCCCCUUUUGCGCAGACAGAGAACACAAAUAUCCCCGGCCGGACAAUCUCCAGAGACACGUUCGCGUUCAUCAUAUUGAUAAAAAUAAGGACGACCCCCUGCUGAGGGAUGUAUUAGCACAACGUCCAGACGGCCCAAGCAGAGGCCGACGAAGAAGGGCACAAGCCUAG
Messenger RNA from Trichoderma breve, 1341 nucleotides. RefSeq lists its product as uncharacterized. The record is from RefSeq and is a predicted model, not a curated record. The transcript has 4 exons. Gene Ontology annotation, biological process: regulation of transcription by RNA polymerase II. NCBI's taxonomy places the organism in Eukaryota, Fungi, Ascomycota, Sordariomycetes, Hypocreales, Hypocreaceae. Gene Ontology annotation, cellular component: nucleus. The coding region runs from base 1 to 1341 and encodes 446 amino acids.